This is a messenger RNA of Thalassophryne amazonica, 4723 nucleotides long. RefSeq names its product kinase insert domain receptor like (gene kdrl). Gene Ontology annotation, biological process: protein phosphorylation; multicellular organism development; positive regulation of kinase activity. NCBI's taxonomy places the organism in Eukaryota, Metazoa, Chordata, Actinopteri, Batrachoidiformes, Batrachoididae. The record is from RefSeq and is a predicted model, not a curated record. Gene Ontology annotation, molecular function: vascular endothelial growth factor receptor activity; ATP binding. Gene Ontology annotation, cellular component: plasma membrane; signaling receptor complex.
GUGACGUUGCGCGCGUCCUUCCUCCGUGUCUCCAUAAAACGUGCCUGACGCAUUGAGCGAUUGUGCACAGAGGGAGGAGAAACAUUCCAAAGGACGCAUGAAAGCACUGAUUGAUUUGACUCUGUGGUCACCGCCACACACACACAUACACACACCAGUUAAAAACUUAAACGCCACUCACUGACUGUUUGCCUCCGAUUCCGUUUCAUUUGUGCGGCUGUUUGUGAGAGAGCACCUGCCUGGAGGAUACAGCGGCACAUCCUGCUCCACAGUGCGGAUCUGGCGCAGGGCUGCGCAGGAGAGCUCCCCUGCGGAACGCGUCAUGGGAUACGCGAGAAUCUCCGCUGCAUUUUUCGUGCACACCUGAGGACUUUGUGGGUUCAAAUCGCGUCUUUUUUCAAAGACACUGAAAGAACUCUGUAGAGUUAAGUUGAAACUUUAUUCUUCUUCUUCUUUUUGGAAUAUAAGGCUGCUGACUCGGACUCUUGUUUCUCACGCACGGUUGGGAUUUCGGUGAAGAGCUGCGGGGCGGCACGAUGGUCCCAUCAAACUGCAUCAAACUGGUUCUUGUCAUCUUAUAUUGUUCAUCACUCACAAAUGGACAUGUGCAAACGAUGAACUCGUCCACUCCUAUCAUACUGCCCCCUGGAACUCACGUUCUUCAUACUGGGGGUUUGCUCACCCUCACAUGCAGAGGUUCUGCCCAGCUGCACUGGACACUUGCCAACCCCAGCAGAUCUGUCUCAUCAAAAGGGGUGACAGUGGAGACGUGCGGGGCAGCAGUCCAUUCUCACUGCAGCACACUGACAGUGACACACUUGAGUGCCAGCGACACGGGCAGUUACAGCUGUGGAUACGCCCGUGUAGGUGCCGACCCCAAAGCCACAGCCUACGUCUAUGUCAAAGAUCCGCUGCAUCCAUUUGUGAAGCUACAUGAUCUUGUGCCUUACGUCUUGGGCAUAUACAGACGUGAGAGGAGCCUGGUGGUCCCAUGCAGGACGACGUCUCCCGAUACUGUUGUAAAACUGGCAGGGGUCCCUUCUUUGUCUGAGGAGGUUAUUAAGGAAAUGGAAUGGGAUCCUCAGGUGGGCUUCACGAUUCCUUACGGCGCCUACACAAUGUACCAUCUCCUCACCUGUAUCGCCAAAGUCCACAACCAUGAGGUUAAAUCCAUGUACAUCCCUAAGAGACAGACUGAUUUUCUUAAUUAUACAAAAAUCACCCCAGCGAGUGUCAAACUGUUAGUGGGACAAACGCUUUUUCUCAACUGUACUGCCGGAACCACCUAUAAUGGAAGGAUCAACUUUACUUGGGAAUUACCCAAGAAAUCUGACAAUCAGAAUAUUUUCAUGAACAAGGGCAUUAUCUACGUAGCUGAGAAUAUGGAACUGAGCAAGUCUAUCAUGGUGGAAAAUGUCACCAUAGAUGAUCAGGGAAUUUACCGCUGUAUAGCUGAGAUUGAACAUCUGAAGCAGAAAAAGGCAGAGGCUGAAGUCAUUAUCUACGAGCAUCCGUUCAUCAAUGUUUCCUACAAAAAUAAGAGGUCUCGAUUGGUGACUGUGAAUGAAGGUAGAAGAAAGGUUGUGUUUGAGCCCAAAGUCGACGCUUUGCCACCACCAAACAUAACAUGGUAUAAGGAUGGUGUUCCCAUCAAGAUCAAUUCCUCGUGUUACCUGAUGUCUGGCUACAGCUUGACCAUCACUGAUGUGCAACAACAGAAUGCUGGAGUCUUCACCAUCAGCCUGUGCAACCAAGUGAAGGGCCUGCACAGGAGUCUGAACUAUACCCUGGAAGUCAGGGUGAAGCCAACUAUUUCAGAGGUGGAGCUCCCCUCUUUGCAGCCCUAUGCGUUUGGCAAGCAGCAUCAUCUGACCUGCACCGCUUACGGGUUCCCGUUGCCAAGCAUCACCUGGUUCUGGCAGCCGUGCCGCUUAGAACCUUUGGAUAAAGAUUGCACUGUUUACACAGAGCCCAUCUUGGUUCAGACUGGUAACUGGAGAAGUGACACCCACAACAGCAUUAACAGCAUGAGCAGCAAGACUGAACUGGUCAAAGGAAAGAAUAAGACUGUGAGCAGCCUGGUGGUGGGAGUGGCCAAUGUGUCAGGAGUCUAUUCCUGUGUAGCUCAAAACAGACUUGGUGACAGCGUAUUGAGAAUGCCUUUCUACAUAAAUGAUCACUCGGACAAAAUUACCAUCGAGCCUCAGACGGCCAUUGAGGGGGAGGAUGUAACUCUGACCUGCCGAGCGACUCGCUACCUCUACACAGAUUUACAGUGGCUGGAUUCCAAGAAUGAAACAAUCACUUCCAACGUGUCCAGUCUCCAACUGAGCCUCUACUCCAUUUUCCGUUCUCUACACCUGGGAAAUGUGUCACAUAGUCAUGCUGCUCGGUAUAAUUGCCAUGCGUGGAAUCACCAAAACAAGAUUGUACUGGAGACCUCUGAGCUUAAAGUGGAAUCACGAAAACACCCCUGGUUGAGACAAAAUCUGACAAGUCAGGAUGUCAACAGCAGCAGCACCUUAAAGCUGGAGUGCAUCGCUUUGGGAGUUCCCCAUCCCUCUGUCAAGUGGCUCAGAAAUGAUCUUCCAGUGCAAGAAGGCCCAGGUAUCACACUUGGACAGGAUGGGGUUCUAAUUAUUGAGAGGGUGAAGAAAGAAGAUGAGGGUUUGUACGAGUGUAUUGCCAGUAAUGUUGAGGGAACAGUUAAAUCCAGUGCUGUCAUCACUGUACUCGGAGACGAAGGGACGCCAAAUAUUGAGGUCAUCAUUCUAGUGUGUACUGGAGCUGCAGCCACCUUCCUCUGGCUCAUGCUUAUCCUCUUUAUCCGCAAGCUCAGGAAGCAGCCCGCUCACUAUAAAAUGGGGCCGUCCAUCAUCAUCGACCCCGAUGAAUGUCCUCUGGAGGAGCAGAACGAGCUUCUCCAGUACGACGGCAGUAAAUGGGAGUUUCCCCGCGACCGUCUGCAGCUGGGAAAAACUCUUGGCCAUGGAGCCUUUGGGAAAGUGGUGGAGGCUUCUGCCUUUGGAAUAGACAAACUCUCAACUUGCAAGACUGUCGCUGUAAAAAUGCUCAAAGGAGGUGCUACAACUAACGAGCGGAAGGCUCUGAUGUCAGAGUUAAAAAUUCUGAUCCACAUCGGACAUCACCUAAAUGUGGUUAACCUGCUUGGAGCUUGCACCAAACCUGGAGGCCCAUUGAUGAUGAUAGUAGAAUUCUGCAAGUACGGCAACUUGUCAAACUAUUUGAGAAGUAAGAGAGCUGACUUCAUUGUCUACAAGAACCAGGAUGGUAAAGUGGUGUCGUCAGGAUCAGGGUGCGAGCUGAGUGAACUGAUGAAGCGCCGCUUGGAGAGCGUGGCCAGCACCGGAAGCUCCGCCAGCUCCGGCUUCAUCGAAGAUAAGAGCUACUGCGACUCAGAGGAAGAGGAAGAAGAACCUGAAGAUUUAUAUAAGAGAGUUCUGACAUUGGAAGAUUUAAUUUGCUACAGUUUCCAGGUUGCUAAAGGCAUGGAGUUCUUGGCUUCCCGCAAGUGCAUCCACCGGGAUUUAGCCGCACGAAACAUCCUGCUUUCUGAAAACAACGUUGUUAAGAUCUGUGACUUUGGACUUGCCAGAGACAUCUACAAAGAUCCUGACUACGUGCGCAAAGGAGAUGCUAGACUGCCGCUGAAGUGGAUGGCACCUGAGGCCAUUGACAAGAUCUACACCACUCAGAGUGAUGUGUGGUCCUUUGGUAUUUUAAUGUGGGAGAUCUUCUCUCUGGGCGCCUCACCAUACCCCGGCCUCCAAAUUGAUGAGGAGUUUUGCUGCAGGCUGAAGGAGGGGAUGAGGAUGAGAGCCCCAGAAUACUCUUCCCCUGAAAUAUAUCAGACCAUGCUGGCCUGCUGGCAGGGGGAGCCACAGCAGAGGCCAAGCUUCACUGAGCUGGUAGAAAAGCUGGGAGACCUGCUUCAGGUCAGCGUUCAACAGGAGGGAAAGCACUAUAUACCCAUCAACACAGCCCUGCUGGCCAACAUAGGGGACCCGCCCACCUCGGUGCCAUCAGAGGACACACCCACACGGCGCAUCUCACACCGCAACUCAGGGAACACCUGGAACAUAAAGAUUCGUCCUGCAAGUGUGAAAACCUUUGAUGACGUUACGAUGGAGAAUGGGAUGAAUGAGAGUCACGAGGGUGGUCAGUCAGACAGCGGGAUGGGAUUGUCUUCUGAAGGCAUGAAGACCCUGAAGUGUUUGGAAUCACUGGCAGGCCGACCGCUCAGCAUCAUGGCUCUGGCGAUGAAGGCAGUGAGUAAGAGUAAGGAGUGUGUGCUGGCUGAGGCUGAGAAGGAGACAUACCCACCAGCAGUCUCCUCUCUGGACUUCAGUCUGGAGGAUUCGGCCCUGGACGUGGCCCUGGAGUGUCACAGCCCGCCGCCAGACUACAAUUAUGUGGUGCGCUACUCCACCCCGCCCGUGUAAGCUCCUGCAGAAUUGGACUAAUAGCCACAAAGCGCUUUGCUUUGUUCUCCUUUGCUUUGAUUCUUAUCUCUGGACUGUUCAGUAGCGAACACAAAUGCUUGAAACACAAACCUGAGCGGAGAAAGAUGCUCCGAACAGACUCUCUUUGCAUCGAUGCCACCGCAGCUUGCAAUCUGCAAAAAAAAAAAAAAAAAAAAAUCCAAUGUGCCUGCUGAGCAACAAAAGGAAAGCUGCAGACCACUUUUCACACUCGUGUAAAA